Molecule: messenger RNA, 348 nt
Organism: Adineta ricciae
Lineage: Eukaryota; Metazoa; Rotifera; Eurotatoria; Adinetida; Adinetidae
Source: the annotation of a GenBank genome assembly
AUGGCCUUAAGCAACGACGAACUCGCUUGUGUCUAUGCAGCCCUUAUCUUGGCUGAUGACAAUGUUGAUAUCAAAGGUGACAAAAUUUCAGCAAUCUUGAAAGCUGCAAAUUACGAAAUUGAACCAUACUGGCCUGGUCUCUUUGCUGGUGCUCUCGAAGGAUUGAAAGUCACAGAUCUUAUUAAGAAUGUUGGCUCAGCCCCAGCUGCUGGCGCCGCUGCUCCAGCUGCAACCACAGCCGCCGCUGGUGGUGCUGGCAAAGACGCACCAAAGAAAGAAGAGAAGAAAGAGGAAAAGAAAGAAGAAAAAGAAUCGGAUGAUGAAAUGGGUUUUGGCUUAUUCGAUUAG